CUUAAUGUUUGUUUUUAAUUUAGAUAUAACUAGUACAAAAAUGUCAAUCUAAAAUCUGUAUUGUAGAAGUAAUGCAUGGUGUGUUGUUUUUUUCAGGUAAGAAACCAUGACACGUGACAAGGACAUUUGCCAUUCUGAUGUGGAUUCGAAACGAGAAAAACUGAAGAAACUAAUCAGUAAGGCACCAAAAGCUCAACUACAUCUUCAUUUAGAUGGAUCCCUCUCUUGCGAUUUCAUUAUGAAAGCAGCAAAACGUUUGAAAGAGGACAACAAGGACAAGGUUUUGUUUGAACAUAAUUGGGAACCAGAAGACGAAGAAAGUUUAGUACGCUGGUUUAUGAAUACAGCCAAAGUCCAACAGAAAAAUAAUUCCAAAGCAGAUGACAAUGCUAAUUGGAAGGUUUUUGAUGUUUGCAAUCAGUUUCUUCAAACUAAAGAAAAUUUAAAUGAUGCUACGUUCGACUUAACAAAGCGAUUGUGUGUUGAUCAUGCAGUCAACUACAUAGAAAUUCGAUUUGCUCCACUCUUACAUACACAAGAAGGACUGUCUGAAAGAGAAGCUGUACUCGCUGUUAUAGAGGGCUUUUUAAAGGCUAAAAGGUUUCUAAGCCAUAAUGGCUACAAUAUAUCUGGUGGGAUUAUCUUAUGUGCUUUGAGAUCUUUUUCUGUUAGUGAAGCAAUAAAAGUUGUGAAGUUAAUCAAAAGUUUGGAUAACGAAAACGUUGUUGGAUUCGACAUUGCAGGAGAUGAGGCUUCGUAUCCUCUGCAUUUAUUUAGUGAAGCUUUGCAUCUUGCGAAAGAAGAGAAAAUUAAUAUAACAGUUCAUGCUGGUGAAUGGAACGAGAAUAAAAAUAAAAAUAUUUUGGAAAAUCUCAAGUUAGCCAUUGAGCUUGGUGUAAACAGAAUUGGUCAUGGCUUAGCGUUACGUUCCUUUGAAAAAAACAGUGAUAUAUUGGUGCAAAUGAAAGCUAAAAAUAUUUCAGUUGAAGUGUGCUUAACUUCUAAUUGUGACAAUCCAGAAAAAUGUGCUGACUUUUCCUCCCAUCCUCUGCCAUCCUUCCUGAAGAAUAAACUAGCUAUUGCUGGCCUUAAUGUUGACAACCUGAUGUUAGCUGGAGAUCAUCAAACUGGUUUACCAGAUCCUUCCGGUGAGAUUGCACGAGCAAUAAUUGAUUGUGGUGUGCAGGGAGAUGAUUUGUUGACAAUCAUUGAGAGUAGUUACAAAGCUGCUUUUAAAGCUGUGCCUAAUAAUGUAAUUGCAGACUCGUUGAAAGUUUGGAAAGAAGAUAUUAUUCCCCAUAUUGACUUUGAUUGACAACGUCCUGGAUUUUAAAUUUUUAAACAUUUUCAUAUACACUUAGGUUACUGUUGGUUUUACUGAUUGACUGGGGUGGAAAUAAUUUCUUGGCUUAUAUAGCAAAUCUUAAUGUUGUUUAAGUGAUUAAGGGGGAGGCAUUGAUUGUGAUUGCUGAAUCUGUUACACAAGAGGAAUUCCAAUAAGAUUACCAUUCAUUCACCUGUGUAGAAUUGAAAUGUUUAUUACACAACCCUUCUCUUGUCUCCUAGUGUUUUUUCCUGAAUCUAGAUUAUCUAUGUUACCUAAUAACAAAGAUGAGAUCUUUUUAUAUGUAUAAUGCAUCAUAACAAAGAUCUAUUUCUCCCACACUGCACCCAAUAUCACCUAGAGUGUAGACGGCUGUGUUUACUUUCUUUAUAAAACAUAGGAUUAAGAUGUUUUAAUUUUAUUGCCAUUUUUAGAAUUACCAGAUCAUGUUUUUGACUUGUAUAAUUAUCUAAAAUAUGCAAAACUAAAUUUUCUAUAAUAUAGUUAUUUUUAUAUGCCUAUUUUAAUUACGUUCUGUUUUGUUAUAAAUUAUUUUAUGUAGAAUUUCAUCUGGUACAAUAUUAGUUGUGGAAAAAUAUGUAAAAUAGUAACUAUAAAGUUUAAAUAAAGUUUUAUUGUUUUGUUCAUCGUUUGUUCAUCUUUAAUUUGUCACGACCAGUAUAUCUACAAGUAAAUUCAUAAUUAUUACGUCUUCUUCAUUUUUUUUUUAGUUUUUGCCAGCAAACUGCCAAAAUAUACAAAACUACCCUAUAUUAACUAAACUUACUUCAUACAAUCAGUAGUUACUUUUUUCCUCAUAAAGAAAGUAUUAUGUAUAUAGUCAUGCAUAGAGUGUGUAUUUUUGAUUUAAAUCUAAUUUUUAUGAUAUAUACUUAUUUGUUUUAAUUUUACAAUUUUACAUAUAUAUAUAUAUAUUUAACUUUUGUUGUUGUUUUUCAGUGUUUCUUUUUAAGUAAUAAAAGUUGGACAAUGUUUUCGAGAUGUUUGUAUAUCUCCUUUGUGAGCUUGAAAUGACGUUUUGAGUAAUUUACUUAUGAAAAGUUCUCUAAGACCACUUGAGAAUGUAAAGUGUUAAAAAGGUUUAUUCCAAAAUUAGAUGGAAGUAUAUAUCAUAUUCCUAAACAAAAUUAUUGAUUUUUCCCUUUCCAUGCAAGGAAAAUUUAGAAUGUAUCAUAUUAACUUUAUUGUGAAAAUCAUAAUGUAUAUAUUCAACAAGCUAUGAAACAGUGUAUCAGUUAUUUUUCUUUCCUUCCCAAAUUAAAAUUUGUAGCACAUUUUUGUUGAGUUGCAUCGUAUUCUGUGUGUGAAAGAUUGUGGAAUGAGA
Messenger RNA from Hydractinia symbiolongicarpus, 2669 nucleotides. RefSeq names its product adenosine deaminase-like. Gene Ontology annotation, biological process: inosine biosynthetic process; hypoxanthine salvage; adenosine catabolic process. Gene Ontology annotation, cellular component: cytosol. Gene Ontology annotation, molecular function: adenosine deaminase activity. The record is from RefSeq and is a predicted model, not a curated record. NCBI's taxonomy places the organism in Eukaryota, Metazoa, Cnidaria, Hydrozoa, Anthoathecata, Hydractiniidae. Bases 107 to 1315 code for a protein of 402 amino acids. The transcript is spliced from 2 exons.